AUUCACACUAGUCUCAUCGAAGAAAACAAACAGUUCAGUUUUUUGAUCAUCAAACUCUCUCUCUUACAUUUAUUUUUCUCCCCAAGUUCUUGUCUGUAACUCUAAUGGCCGAAACCCUUUGUGAAUCCUCCUCCGUGGACACUUCGGCUCCAUUCGAGUCAGUGAGAGAAGCCGCCACUCGCUUUGGCGGAUUCGGUUUCUGGAAACCUUCUUCCCUUAACAACAUCCCCGAAGCUUCUCAGAAGGAUGUAGAAGAAGCCGCCAAUAAUGUGGCGAGUGAGUUAGAGAAGGAACUGAUAGCGAAAGAAGGAGAAGCAUUGAAAGUGUUGAAGUCACUCGAGUCGACCAAAGCCAUAGUCGAAGACCUCAAAUCAAAGCUACACCGAGGAGAAGAAGACAAAGAGAACUGCUUUUGCGACACGAACGUUCUCGAAGAGCUAAACCGAGCCAAGACGAGUCUCUGCAAGACGACGGGAGAUCUCGCCGCGAUACGAGAGUCCGUGGAGCUACUCAACGAGAGACUCGAAGAGGAAAGAUCCGCGCUCGAGGAGAAGACGACACGAGAGAGGUUGAUUAACUCUGCGGAGAUCUCCAGGGAGGUUGAGAGACUGAGUCACGAGGCGUUGGAGUUUGGUAAAACAGGGGAGGAGGCUCGUCAUGUGGUUGAUAAAGCUGUGUGUGAGAUGGAAGAGACGAGGAGCAAGAUCGAAGCUGCGGAGAUGCGUUUGGUGGCUGCUAGGAGGAUGAAGGAAGCUGCUAGAGCGGCUGAAGCGGUUGCAAUCGCUGAAAUCAAAGCUGUCACCAGGAGGAGGAGGAGGAGGAGAGAGACGUGGCAGGAGGAGAUUCUUGAGAAGAUUGAAGAGACGGCUCAAGAGAUCAGAAGCAGCAGGAGGACGAUCGAGGAAGGUCUGGAGAGAGUGAACAGCGUGAAAAUGGAAGAAGAAGAGACACAGUGGCGGUGGUCAGAACGUAGGAGGAGAUCGUACAAGAACAGGAGAGAGACGGUUCUGAUGGAUGUAAACGGUCUGGAUAUGAUGAUGAAUGGGGACGGGACAGCGUCUUCUGUUGCGGUCUUGAGACCAACGAUGUCUAUUGGGCAAAUACUGAGCAGGAAGCUGCUUCUUGCGGAUGAGUCGGCGAUGAUGAUGAAACGGAGAGUGUCGUUGGGUCAGAUUCUUGGAAGACUAAAGAUCAAGGAAAAAGAAAAAAAGGUUAAUGGGAAGAGGAAGAGGUUCGGAUUGGCUAAGUUGUCUGUGAUGUUGAACAAAGAGUGCAAGAACAAGAAGAAGAAGAUAGCUUUGAACUUACAGUGAUGAAGUGAGUGAGUGACCUAUCUUAGGGAUGUUAUUGUGUGUCCAGUGUGAUGUCUUAUUAUGUUAAGGAAAUUGGGUUUCCAUUGAUUUUCUUUAUGUAACUGGUUUAUUGUGCUACAAUAGUAAAAUGUGGUGUGUGAUUUGUUUUUUGGGA
Raphanus sativus (radish) is the source of this 1467-nucleotide messenger RNA. Its product is annotated as WEB family protein At3g51720. The record is from RefSeq and is a predicted model, not a curated record. Lineage: Eukaryota; Viridiplantae; Streptophyta; Magnoliopsida; Brassicales; Brassicaceae.